Messenger RNA from Oikopleura dioica, 1473 nucleotides. The record is from the annotation of a GenBank genome assembly. Lineage: Eukaryota; Metazoa; Chordata; Appendicularia; Copelata; Oikopleuridae.
AUGCCAGAAUGGGCAUUCGGUUCCAUGUGCUUCAUCGUCAUGGAAUUCUGCGCCGGUGGCAGCCUCGCCAACUGGAUUGAAAAGAUGAAGGACGCCCAGCGACGAACAACGCUCGACGAAGCAAGAGUCAUCGCGGCGCAGCUUAUUUCCGCGCUGAGCUACUGCCACGAGAAGAACAAGGUCCAUCUCGACCUCAAACCUGCAAAUAUAUUUGUCCUUGGCGACUUCAUUACGGUGAAGAUCGGGGACUUCGGAAGCGCCCAGUCUGUUCGAUCGAUUCAGCAGACAAUGACGACUUCGACUGGAGAAGGAAUCAAGUCCACACCUAUAUACGCUGCUCCAGAAAUCAAUAGCCCAGACGAAAAUGCGAAGAAACACCCAAGACUGGAUGUUUGGGGAUUCGCACUGAUCUUGCAGGAACUAUUGACUCUUGAACAUCCAUUUGCUCAAUAUGAAGGCCGACCUGCUCUCUUUCUUGAGAUUUUGAAUAAUAUUCAAAGUGGCAAGCGAACAUCUCUCUUUGAAAUUCUCGGCGAAACGGACGAAAUUGAAGAGUUUGAAACUCUCAUCGAAAAAUGCACAAAGGUCGAUAGCACCCAGCGGCCGAGAAACGCGAUCGAGCUGCGAAAUGAAGCUGUCUUCGUUGAUUUCCUGCAGCGGAUCGAAAAUGGCGAGCGACCGAGCAGCAUCGUUCCUCCUCCUUUUCCAAACGAAAUCGACGAAGUUAAGCGACUCAAGGAAGAGAUUCAGCAAAAAGACAGGACUAUUCAAGAAUUGCAAAGCCGACUCGACACUUUCAACGACAUCAUGGAAUACCGACUUCGAGAAGAAUCAAAGCAAAAGGAUGAGAAAAUCGCAGAGCAAACUCGGGAAAAUGAAGAAUUGAAACAAGAAAACGGAUAUUUGAAGGAGGAACUGGCCAAAAUGAAGAAAAUGAAAUCAAAAUAUGAGAAGAAUUUCGAAUACUCGAGGAAAAUUAUCGAUGAAUUGAAAAAACAAAACGAGUCUGAGAAAAAGGAGCGAGAAAAUGAGGUGCAAAAAGCGAAACGGGAAAUUGAACAGCUCGAGUCAAUUUUGAAAGAAGAAAAAGAACGAAAUCGGCGAGAAAAUGAAAAUCAGAAGAAGGAAAUUGAAAAGCUGGAGCUUAAAUUGGGAGAAGAGCGAAGAAAGAAUGAGGCGAACGCGGAAAAGGAGGAAAAAAGGAAUGAAGCGGGAAAUGAAGAAUUGGAGAAGCUGAGGGAGGAAUUGGGCGCGAUCGGUGGAGCUGGCGAAUUCUUUGGAAAUGAUAAAAUGAUUAAUAAAGAAGGCGGCGUAAGAUUCAAAGCUGUCGCGCAAGAAAUUGGUGAUUGGACUGGAAAAGAGAGGAAUCGACAAGAAAUCGAAAGCGAGGCGGAUGGACAGCGGCAAAAGAUCAAAUACAAAAUGGAAACUUCUGAUUGUGGUUUUGUAAGAUUUAAUGUUUAUUUUCUGUAA